Symbiodinium necroappetens is the source of this 1470-nucleotide messenger RNA. NCBI's taxonomy places the organism in Eukaryota, Dinophyceae, Suessiales, Symbiodiniaceae. The record is from the annotation of a GenBank genome assembly.
AUGCCGCAGCAGCCGACUUUGUACACAUCCAUGGCUUCAGGCACCGCAUCUCCUGGCCUUCCAGUUCCUCCAGUUCCCCGGGCCCUCGACCCAAAUUUGGAACAAUUCAUUCGCCAAGGGUUCUUGGUUCUUCCACCAGCCGGCAGUCCGCAGCUACAUGGCAGCAUCUACUCGAAAGCUUGGGCCAUCAACGCGAAGGGCCCUGAGGAGACCUGGAAGCUAGCAGAUGGUGUCCUUGGAGCCAUCCCGGAGCUCCAUCAAGUGCUGGAAGUGCCGCAUGUCCGCCAGGCAUUGACCAGCAUCUUGGGCGAAGGAUACAUGCUACACGGGCAUAGGCACCUACACGUCAGCUCCGAGAACAACCAAAUGUGGCACAAGGACUCCUACUGGGGCUUCCGUAAAGUCCGGAAACACCGGCCGCGCUGGCUAAUGAUGCUCUACUACCCGCAGGAUACUGUCAUUGCCAUGGGACCGACUUGUAUCAUGGCUGGGUCGCAAUACUGGACCAAGAACACGGAACAUAGCGAGUGUGGAGAAGACAUUCUGCUGCCAGACUCGGGUGUUCAGAGCAUGUUCCUUCCUGGAAGCCCGUCAUCGCAAGCCCGCUGCCUCCGCGAAGCAACGGCAAACUACUUGAGGCAGGAUGCAAACCUAGUGCAGGAGCUGGAACUUACCGUUUCGGCGAGCACCUGUGUCUUGAUGCAUUACGACCUCUUCCACAGAGCCAGUUCUCGCAAGGGAAGCACAGCACCCGAGCGCUUUUUGGUCAAGUUCCAGUUCCUGAGGACCACUGAGCCGUGCCCGGCCUCGACCCAGGCGGUCCUCCCUAGCCCUUUGGGAGUCCUCCCGAGCCCUCCGUCAGCGCCCGUGCAGCUGGAGGCGAUCCUUGAGGACCUGCGCACUUGGUACUGUGGAAUCCAAACAGAACGGCAGGGAGUCUCCCUGCUCUCCGAGCGAGCAAAAGAUGCUGAGAUCCUCUGUGGAGACUACGGUGAGGCGGAGAAGGUGGCAGCGGCUUAUCGCCUUGGCCGUGUGGGUGCCCGGCAGCUGCUCGCUCGGGCUCUCACCGCAGACGAGGGCACUGCGAGAGCCGCUGCUUACGGGCUCACGACUGCUGGCCCAAGCGCGGCAAGCGCCGUGCUGCCGCUUUUGAGCAACGCCUCGAAUCGUGCACGGCGCCUUGCUGCUUUUGUCGUGGGGGAGACUGCAAGACCCGACGCGUCCACCAUCGCAACGCUGGGACAAGCCCUUCGCUCUUCGGACUCUAACAAAGAAGCCCAGUGUGAACUCUUGGAGGCAAUAGGAUUGGUGGGCGCUCGAGCUCGUUCUCUUGGACAAGAUGAUUUGUGCAAUUCAUGCAUGCAGGAAGUUCUUCCAUAUCUAGAGCAAUCCGGAGCUACUUGGGCAAAGACUCAAACCGGCGAAUGUGCGGCCUAUGCCAUUUUGCUGGCGGCGGGGCUGAAGGGCCAG